CAAACCGUAGUCUGUUUUGGUAGGAGAUUUCUGAUUGGAGCUAGACGGUCCGAAAGCUUAGUCGCUGUGUUAACAUCUUAUUUCUUUUUGGAAUUGGCGAGUUUUAGUUUUACACAAGAGUGUUCGUCUAUUGUUAUAUUUUUCAUUUUUAGAUUUUUUUUUUUCGAAAAUGUGCGAGGCGCUGUUGGCAAGCUCACACAGUCUGUGCAUGUGUGUCCCUGCUGCUUUUCUGCUGGGCUACAGCUACUAACCUAGCUGCUUUUCACUCGGUGGUUAGCUAACGUUAGCCUGGCCGCGUUUAUUGACUUGAGGGAAAAAACACAAGCGAAUGUAAAGCGUGCGUGUGCGAUUUGUUUUUAUGACAACGGUCCUUAACUAUUUUCUAAUCGUUGCUGUCGGUACGCUAAGAAGUGUUGUAUGAUUUGUCGUAGAAAAUACUUUGCUGGCUAGCUAACAAGCUAGCUAUUUGUGUGUAUUCUUCGACUGAGGAAAACGGCGAGUUUUCUUUGAAAGUAUGGAUGACCAGACCAGGAUGAUGACGGGUCUCACCGGACUCGGUGGACUACAACAAGCCGAUGUCGGUGACCCAGACUCGGUCAGAAAACAGCAGUCCCUCGGUCAGCCUCAACAAGACAUAGGGGAUAUCCUACAGCAAAUAAUGGCCAUCACCGACGAAAGCCUGGACGAAGCACAGGCCAGAUGCUGGCCAGAGGAAUCGCCGGCGCAUUGGGGUGGAUCAGACGACCCCACAGAGGGAGGGAGAGCAGGGGGGGGCAUGGCAGGGGGUGGCCUGCCACUCAACUUCCAGCACAGGAAGCAUGCCCUGAACUGUCACAGAAUGAAGCCAGCCCUCUUCAGCGUUCUCUGUGAGAUCAAAGAGAAGACGGUGCUGAGUAUACGAGGUGUGCAGGAGGAGGACCCCCCAGAUCCCCAGAUCAUGCGGUUGGACAACAUGCUGCUAGCAGAGGGCGUGUCGGGACCAGAGAAGGGUGGAGGAUCUGCUGCAGCCGCUGCAGCUGCAGCAGCAGCAGGGGGCUCGCCUACCGACAGCAGCAUCGAACACUCUGAUUACAGAGCCAAGCUUGCCCAGAUCCGCCAGAUUUAUCACUCUGAGCUGGAGAAGUACGAGCAGGCCUGCAGUGAGUUUACCAACCAUGUAAUGAACCUGCUGAGAGAGCAGUCUCGCACACGGCCCAUCUCUCCCAAGGAGAUUGAGCGCAUGGUGGCCAUCAUCCACCGCAAGUUCAGCUCAAUUCAGAUGCAGCUCAAACAGAGCACCUGCGAGGCCGUCAUGAUUCUGCGCUCACGCUUCCUUGAUGCCAGACGUAAGAGGCGCAACUUCAACAAGCAAGCUACAGAGGUGCUGAACGAGUAUUUCUACUCCCACCUGUCUAACCCUUACCCUAGUGAGGAAGCCAAGGAAGAACUUGCCAAAAAGUGUGGGAUCACUGUGUCUCAGGUCUCUAAUUGGUUUGGCAACAAGAGAAUACGCUACAAGAAGAACAUUGGUAAGUUCCAGGAGGAAGCGAACCUCUACGCAGUUAAAACAGCGGUGGAUGCUGCCAAUGUGUCUGCGCAGGCUAGCCAGGCUAACUCUCCUGCAACGCCCAACUCAGCUGGGUCACCGGGGUCAUACAGUUUGUCUCACACAGGCGACGCCUACCUCGGCCUGCAUACGCUCAACGGGGAGGGUCUCAACAUCGCCCCCUCUCUACAGCCGCAGGUGGAUACCCUGCACCGUGCUACACACCUGACGGGCGGCUAUGAGGAGCUGUCGGGUAGUGGCCUCUACACCCCUCAUCGCCUGGAUGCUAACAGCUGGCAGGACACCACCAACCCCCCCUCGGUCACCUCCCCUCCCGGUCCUCCUGGCAGCGUCCACUCCGACACCUCCAACUGAUUCGGUGGCUCUCCCUGCCAUCAAUUCAUUCCCACUGCGGUCUGCUUCGACUACGAUCCUCUGUCCUCAUUUUUCACUAUUCCCUUGUCUCUCAACUAGACAGCCACACAAGGCUGUACUCGCAUUUCAUAAACACACACUGUGCUGGAACACAGGACAGCCGAACAGUAGUAAGGAGGAAUUCUCCCUCCGCCCCAGAGCUCCACUUCAAUGCUAGAAGCUCCUUAACUCAGAAUAAAAGAGGGUUGGAGCUUGCUGAUGCUGAGACAGAUAGAAAGCAUCUUUACUGUCAAGGACUUUUUGAAAACCACUGACCCAGCCGUGUAGAUGAUCAUGAUGUCUGUACAUUAUGUGUAUAUGCACGUUAACUUCACACAGUACUCACACAGCUUGUCCAUGUGCUGUUGACCUCUGCACUCAACCCUUUGCUUUGGAAAACUGUGUGUGAUUGCCUGUAUCUCUUGAAGCCUUGGCAUUUGACAGCCAAACUGUUGAUACGGAUCACCAGGGAGCUCUGCUCACCUUGCUCGUACCAAAGUGCUGCCCCAGUAGUUGUCAACACACCUGUUCCUCUGAGAUCACCCUCUGCCAACUCAACACAAGACACUGUUGUAUCUUCCAGUCCUUCUAGCUUGAUGUUUCAUUCUGUUGGAGAUUUCAAAGUGAGUACUUGAGAUAUGCACAGAUGUGCAUGCACCCUCCCUUCCAUAACACACACCUCACAACUUUUCAGUCGUUUUCACAGUGAGCUGACAUAAAAGAUGUGUCAAGCACAAAAGUUAGCAUCCUCGUUAUGGGUGUCUCUACCUGUAAAAGGGUAGUUAAGGGGUUGUUCUAAACCAUACAGGACAGGUGAUAAUAGGGCUGGUGAGAAGAGGAGGAAAGGGCAGAGAGAGGAGAAUAUCUUUGGUUGAGUGGAUGUAACUAAUAGCCCUUUUUGUUGCUAACCAAUAGAGGGUGUUGGUAGAUGGCUUGUAGACUUUACUUCUUGCUUUCUGUCCACUAGUUUAUUUGAUUGUAGGCUAUUUUCUAAUGCUGUUUCACCAAGAAUGCACCAGCCACCACCAAAAAUUAGCUCAAUAAAGCAUCUAAAUGACAUUUGGAGAAGGGUGGAAAGAUUGUGGGGCAUUGAUGUGUUAUUGGGACAAAUGUGACAUGAAUUUAGAAACGUGACUGUCUUCCAUGCAUGUAGGACUUCUAGGCGUGAUAUUAUUGUUUUCAUUUAACCUUCCGAGUUUUUAGCUUCGUUUUUAUUAACAAAAAAAUAAAGGGUAUAAUUAUUACAGUCAGACCAAAAAGGAAAAAGUGCAUCAUGUAUUGCAAUGAUGUGUGUGUCUCUGUGUGGGCGUGUGUACAGUGUUCUUGGGAUGUCUUAGUCAAACUGGCUGGUGCCCUCUGACCUUUGUAAGCAUUAUAGAGACUGGGUGCUCCCACCAGCCAAUGACACACCAGGUGGGGUUCAACUGAGAUCACCUCCCCAUCUUGAAACAUUUAAGCUUGUGAGCCUGAGGCAACACACUACAACCUUCUGUUGUACCAAAACCAAAAAUACCACAUUCAGCAAUGUAAUAAUGCUACUCUGUGUCUCUCUAAAGUUGGUGCACAGCCACCUUUUCAGUUCGAGGAGAGGAGGGAAUUAUAUUUGUAUCUGUGUCUCUCUGUGUGGUGUUGUCAUGCCUCAAGUUGAUUUGACUUUUGGGGUUUUUGUUGUGGGGCGUCAUGGGAGGGUGGGUGGAGUGAGGACCGUCAUAUCACACCUGUAUUUUGAUUGUGAGCAUUGAAGGUAUGCUAUCCCUUUUACCCAUGUUUUAAUACCUUCUGAUUAAACCACAGCUAUUUUGUUUUCAGUUCAGUGGCCAAUUGGGCAAGGGCUUCUCUCUCUCCUCUGUUACCAAAAAAAGAGGCAGCACUGGGUGUAGUAAAACUCUUAACUCGUGUUUAAGACAAACCUGCAAUGUUUUUGGGGAUUUUAAUUUUUUGGAACUAUUUUAUACAUUAACUGUUAUGUGAAUAACAAAGCAUUUUGAUAGUAAGGUAAAGCCUUAUGAAGAUUUAAGUGUCAGUCACGACUUUGUUGAACCAUGUUACAGAACAAAACUUGAGCUUAUAAGCUGGUCACAUGUGAUAUCCCACAUCUAAUUACUUGUUUUGUUACUCAUCGCAGUUCAUACGACAGUAUCUUAUGAAUAACGUUAUCGCCACACCAAAUUAUCAUCCUCCCCCUUUUUCUACCUGUUGUAAUGGAUGUCACUGUACAGUUUGUGUAAUGUUUCAGUAUUUUUCUUUUUCCUUUUAUAAACUUUGUUUGGUUGAGAUGCCAGUUUUAUUUGGCCUUUGUGUCACAGGAUUCACGUUAACUCUGUAUCAACUUUGAAUAUUAUUUAGGUCUUUUGUUACAUAACCGGGAGACGAUGUAGGGUUUACAGCUGUAGCGUUUGGUGCUGUGGAAAGAUAAUUGUAUCAAUUGAGGCUCUCCAGUGGACAUUAUUUGGUGCAUUUUGCCCGAUAGAUUUAUGGACCCUCUUCCCAUGUGAUUCCCCUUUAGUUUCCUUACUUUCCACACCUUUAAAUGUUGUUUUUUUAAAAAUCAGCUUAAAUUAUUUCAUGAAAUCCCUAAUAGAGUUUUGAAAAAUUGUAAUAGUUGCUGGACAUUUGUUCAAACUCUUGGAGAUUCCAAUCAGACCAUGCAUCUAAAUGUAAAGGUGCAGAUGUUGCCCGUUUUGUGGAAACUCAAAUGUAUUCAAGUUGUGAGAAAGCAGUAUAUUUGCAUCAGCUGAGAGGAAGCUGAUACUGAACUUUGUUUGAGGAAGUUUGGACUUACUACGAAAUGGCAACUUAUUGUAAAAUGGUUAAUUCUUGUGAUACUCUGAACCAGAACGACGGGCAGGAAAAGUGGCAGACCUUCACAUUAAAGCAGAUGGUCGACACUUUGCUCCUGACAUGCAAAACUCAACUCACCUAAAAAAACGAGUGCAGCGAAAACAUUCAGGCCUCAACACUUCAGCGAGAUUGUGUAGUCACCUGUAUUUUUGUAACAGAUCUCCAGCACAGAACUUAAUUUUAUGUUUUACUCUGGACUGUGUUUAAAUCUUGUUUGGAUUCUGCAAGUGACUAAAUGACUUCCACAGCACCAAAUGGCUCCUUAAACCUUUUUGAUUUCUUUGUUUUUAUUAGCAUAUUUGUAUCUCCCCUCUUUCCCGUGUAUUUACCCCUCUCUCUACCUCUGUCUUUCCAUUUCUCUUGUAUAUAACCCCCACUGUUUUCAGACUUGUGAGUCUGUAUGAACUCCUUUUAUACCUCAACUUUAGAAUUGUUCUAGAAAGAGUAAAACAAAAAGGAAGAAUAUGACAAAUUGUAGUGUUCUUAUUAGAAAAUUAAUAAAAUGAUUUAGUGUGAUUUUUCAGUAUUUGAUUUCAGACUUUAGGAGUGUUUCAUUUUAUAAUUUGUCACAAAUGCUCUUGUGAUAGUCAAGUGUAAUAAAAGGAGAGAUUGCACCAUC
Molecule: messenger RNA, 5399 nt
Organism: Chelmon rostratus (copperband butterflyfish)
Lineage: Eukaryota; Metazoa; Chordata; Actinopteri; Chaetodontiformes; Chaetodontidae
Gene: pbx4
Product: pre-B-cell leukemia transcription factor 4
Exons: 11
Coding region: 515-1900 (461 amino acids)
Biological process (GO): brain development; regulation of transcription by RNA polymerase II; neuron development
Cellular component (GO): nucleus
Molecular function (GO): RNA polymerase II cis-regulatory region sequence-specific DNA binding; DNA-binding transcription factor activity, RNA polymerase II-specific
Source: RefSeq, a predicted model, not a curated record